UAAAGGAGAUGUGCUUUCUUGUUUUUAGAAUCGUCUAAGCAAACUAACUGCAGCAACCAUUAGCUGGCGAAUUUCGUGGAAGUAUUAGUUGCCUGUAAGAACGUUCUGGCCGCUGGCGGUGUGGACGAAGCCCGGUAUCUGCCGUAAUCUCGGAGGCGGCUCGCUGAAUUUAUUUUGGAUCGUGGGAUUGGCGAAAAGACUCCUGACGACCAGGUUGACGACAUCCGGCGUACUUGUGCCCCCUCAGUAACUGGAUUUCUGUCUCACCGAUGGUGCAGGCCAUGGCACGACGUGCACUCUUCGCCGUUAUUGUCCUCGUCGAGGCGUUGGCGAUGACAACGACACUGGUUCAGGCUACCCCGAAUAAAUGCAACCCAUAUCCCUGUGGUUUUAAAACGAUGUGUUUAAGCAAUGGUGAUUCCUACUUAUGUAGCUGCCUAAAUGGGUAUGCUUUCAACCGAACGAGAUAUGAAUGUCAAGAUAUUGAUGAAUGCGCGCAGGGAGCGUGUGGCUUGCACGGCACGUGUCAAAACCAAGAUGGAGGAUUUUACUGCCAUUGUGCAUCCGGCUUUCACUAUAGCCCCACCACACGCCAGUGCAUAAAACAUGAUAACUGCGUGCGUUAUCCAUGCCCGGAAAGUCCUUCGCACACAUGCACGAGAACGCAUGAUGGUAUAAGUCUUUGUGUUCUGGACGGAGGCGGUGACAAUUGUCCCACAGGUUAUCGGAAGACAAGCUAUGGUUGUGUAGACGACAAUGAAUGUCUGAGAGCACCAUGUGGCCCCAACAUGCACUGCACAAACUCUGUCGGCAACUACUCUUGCACUUGUGACCGUGGCUAUUCGCUGAGUCCGGACGGCACUGUCUGCAGAGACGUGGAUGAAUGCAUAACGGGAACGCACCACUGCGAAGGAACUCAGUACUGCCUUAACCAGAUUGGCCACUACAGAUGUCCGUGCAAAGCGGGAUUUUACACUUAUCAUAAUGGGAAAUGUUACAAAAAGAACGAGUGUUUUACACACACAUGCACUGAGCCUAAUACAAAGUGUGUGGACGUAUAUGGAAGUUUUGCCUGCGUAUGUAAAACGGGUUUCGGCGGUCCCUUUUGCGAAGAUGUAGAUGAAUGUCUUCAGCCCGGCCGCUGUUUGUCGCCUAACACACAGUGCCGAAACCAAGCGCAUGGCUUCUCUUGCGGUUGCAAACCUGGCUACCGUGGAAGCGACUGCACCAGGAAGGUCUAGCAAGCAACAGCUCACACUGUCCCACCCUUCUGGCCUCAACACAGCUACAGGUAUCCUGCAACAUCAGCAGCAGCACCACCACCAACAACAACAACAGCACCACCAACAACAACAACAGCACCACCAACAACAACACCACCACCAACAACAACAACAACAACAACAACAACAACAACAACAACAACAACAACAACAACAACAACAACAACAACAACAACAACAACAACAACAACAACAACAACAACAACAACAACAACAACAACAACAACAGCAACAACAACAACAACAACAACACUACCACCACCAACAACAACAACACCACCAACAACAACAAUAACACCACCACCAUCACCAACAACAACAACAACAACA
Molecule: messenger RNA, 1613 nt
Organism: Sycon ciliatum
Lineage: Eukaryota; Metazoa; Porifera; Calcarea; Leucosolenida; Sycettidae
Product: fibulin-1-like
Exons: 9
Coding region: 270-1241 (323 amino acids)
Molecular function (GO): calcium ion binding
Source: RefSeq, a predicted model, not a curated record